Molecule: messenger RNA, 894 nt
Organism: Megalops cyprinoides (Indo-Pacific tarpon)
Lineage: Eukaryota; Metazoa; Chordata; Actinopteri; Elopiformes; Megalopidae
Gene: tmem234
Product: transmembrane protein 234
Exons: 5
Coding region: 11-421 (136 amino acids)
Source: RefSeq, a predicted model, not a curated record
GCCGGUAGUUAUGGUGUCUUUCACGGAGGUGUUGUGCCUCUUGCUCGUGGCAGUGCUGUGGGGUGGCACAAACCCUUUCCUGAAAAAAGGAACGGAGGGGAUUGAGGAGGUAAAGAAGGGAAAUGUCGUCCUCCAAUUCCUUGGGGAGGUGAAAUUUCUCUUCCUCAAUGUUAAGUACCUAGUGCCAUUCCUGUUGAACCAGAUUGGGUCCCUGGUGUAUUACCUCACGCUGGCCACAACAGACCUGUCCCUUGCUGUGCCAGUGACCAACUCUCUCACCUUCCUGUUCACACUGCUAACAGGGAGACUUCUGGGAGAGGAUAUUGGAGGGAAAAGAGCUGUCCUGGGAAUGUUCUUAACCAUGCUAGGGGUCACGCUGUGUAUCAUCAGCUCUGUCGGCGAGAAUAACAGCUCUGGAUAAAGAGAUUUGUCCCAGCUAAACACCAUAGAAUUCAAGCCACACUAGACCGAUCCCUGCUUUUUAUCAUUGAGUUCAACUGCAGAACAGACCCCAUAGCACAGGAUCCAGUCACUGAACUGACACAGACACAGAAGGACAGGUCCUUUUAAAUAGCAGUAACAUUGGUACUUGGUUGGUUAUGACUCUGGUUGCUUCAGACAUCCUUGAAAACACAUAUUACAAAUCAGAGAACAUUUGAGGUCUGACUGUUCAUGAAUAUUAUGCGGGCCAUAACGGGAAAUGUCUCUGGGACAGAAAAGGAGAGUAGAAUGGGCUGAAACGUAUGACUAGUCUGUAAUUCAUCCAAUAAGGGGACCUACACUAAUUGCCAUAGAAUUUAGCCUUGAAGUGGAGUAAUAGCCAUGACCAUUUAAUGACAUAGUGCUUUUCCAAAGAAAGAGAAUCUGUCUAUCCCUUCUCUAUGGUACUGCCCA